AUGACAUUCAGCGAAGAUGAAGCCAAUAUGGUGUCGUCUGGCGAGGAGAAUCGACUGCACGAGGAUCUCUCAAGUUCAUUAGAGGAUCUUGUCGGUAAUUUUGACGAGAGAAUCAAUUCAUGUCUGAAGAAUCCAGAUGUGAACACCGAAGAUAUCGCUCCAGUACAGGUUCGAACACAGGACGAAGUGAUGGCCGAAAGCCAGUGA
Molecule: messenger RNA, 207 nt
Organism: Ostertagia ostertagi
Lineage: Eukaryota; Metazoa; Nematoda; Chromadorea; Rhabditida; Trichostrongylidae
Source: the annotation of a GenBank genome assembly